CCUCACAGUGUUCACUGUUACGCAUGUUCACGCGCGUGCGCACGCACUGUGUGUACUCGUGAGGCAUAACGCGUUGCGUCCGCAAAAAAAAAAAAAAAAAGCGAACAAACGAACGAACGAACGAACGAACGAACGAACGAACGAACGAACGAACGAACAAAUAAGUUAACAAAUGCACGAACAAACAAACGCGUGAACACGUAAACGAACAACCGCGUUCGCUCGCGCGCGCGUAACAAAUAAAUGAUAAGCGAAAAAUCCCCCUGCGGACGCUCACUCCCCACUUCCCCCCCCCGUUCGAAGGAGACAAGGGAAAGGAAUUCCUGGCGAACAGAACGCAGCAACCAUGGACGACAAAGAUAUACAGGAGCAAUUCGAAAAGUAUGAAGAGAAAGUGAAACGGAACAGCAAAAAAAAUAUCCUCAGCGAUAAAUCCAAGGGCAGCUUCGAUGAAGGGAAGAGCAAUUUGUCUAGUUCCUCCUCACUGAAUAAAAGGGAAGACGGAGACUCCCAAUAUAAGCCGGCGCACAGUGAUGCCCAGGAGGAGAGUCAGCUCUCCGGCACGAAUCAGUCGCCUUCCCCAUCUGCGAAGAAGAAGUUACUCAUAAGUGAGGAGUACUCCAGCGACGGAGACGAAACGGAGUGCCUGAGCGAAGUGGACAAGAAGGAAAUGGAGCUGAAGGAAUCGGACCUGGCGAAGCUGAGCGUCGGCCAGAGCAAGCGCAUGUCAGUGAGCGCAGAGGCCUACGGAGAGUGGAACAAAAAAAAACUGAAUUUUGUCCCAAAGGUAUACAAAAAGGAAGAAAGCGAAAAAGAGAAAAUAAGGGAAGCCCUAAAUGACUCCUUCCUUUUUAAUCACUUAAAUAAAAACGAAAUGGAAACCAUCGUGGACGCCUUCUUUGAUGAGCAUGUAGAAAAAAAUGUAAAUAUAAUUAACGAAGGAGAGGAGGGAGAUCUCCUCUACGUAAUUGAUCAAGGUGAAGUGGAAAUAUUCAAAACGAAGGAAAACAAAAAGGAAGUAUUAACAGUCCUCAAAUCGAAGGAUGUUUUUGGAGAAUUGGCUCUACUGUAUAAUUCCAAAAGGGCUGCCACAGCGAAAGCAUUGACCAAGUGUCACCUGUGGGCACUAGACAGGGAGUCAUUCACCUACAUAAUCAAAGACAACGUUGCGAAGAAGAGAAAAAUGUACGAAGAUUUUCUCACCCAAAUUUCCAUCCUGAAGGAUAUGGACCCUUAUGAAAGGUCCAAAGUUGCUGAUUCUUUAAAAACGAAAACGUUUGCAGAUCAAGAGGAUAUUAUUAAAGAAGGGGAACCGGGAGAUACCUUUUAUAUAAUCGUUGAAGGAAAUGCUUUGGCCAUAAAAGACAAGACGGUUAUCAAGACGUAUGGUAAGGGAGACUACUUUGGAGAGCUCGCCCUUUUGAAGAACAAACCCAGGGCCGCUACUGUUAAGGCGAAAGAUACCUGCCAGGUGGUUUACCUCGACCGGAAGAGCUUUAAGAGGCUCCUGGGUCCUAUAGAAGAAAUUCUCCACAGGAACGUCGAAAAUUACAGGCAGGUCCUCAAGCAGUUGGGCCUCGACACGGCUUGCAUUGAGGGCAACUGA
Molecule: messenger RNA, 1606 nt
Organism: Plasmodium vivax (malaria parasite P. vivax)
Lineage: Eukaryota; Apicomplexa; Aconoidasida; Haemosporida; Plasmodiidae
Product: cAMP-dependent protein kinase regulatory subunit, putative
Exons: 2
Coding region: 347-1606 (419 amino acids)
Biological process (GO): regulation of protein phosphorylation
Cellular component (GO): cAMP-dependent protein kinase complex
Molecular function (GO): cAMP-dependent protein kinase regulator activity
Source: RefSeq, a predicted model, not a curated record